Mizuhopecten yessoensis (Yesso scallop) is the source of this 557-nucleotide messenger RNA. RefSeq lists its product as uncharacterized. The annotation marks the transcript as partial. The record is from RefSeq and is a predicted model, not a curated record. Lineage: Eukaryota; Metazoa; Mollusca; Bivalvia; Pectinida; Pectinidae. The transcript is spliced from 5 exons.
UGUAUCUGGACACCAGAUCACUGGUGGAAGACGAAAUGAACACACAUGACCCAUACAGGAGGGAUUACAGCCAGCCUAACACGAACGGGACCUCAUCAGGUUACAGUCCGUCUGUUAGCGAUACAUCCUCUGGUUUUCCAGACGACGUCCCUCAAUGGUAUAAACUGGCUAGUCUGAAUGAAAUACAAAACUCACCUUUCUCAACCAAUUCACCGAAGCAGUUUCUACCACGAGUUUAUCUCCCAGACAAGACCAGGGAAGAUGAACAGCCUUACGCAACCUUCAACGAUUCACCUGUUGAUUACGUGACGAAAAGAAAAGAAGAUAAAUCAGCCGACAAAAACAACAAUGUUCUGCUUUCAAUGCUUGCCGUCGGCCUACUUAUUGUUAUAGUAGCCAUCCCGGUCACCGUGGUGCUUGUCUUACAACGAGAUGUUGCAGUUAUCACGGAAGGUAUCGUUAUAAUGGAAUUGACACUUGACGAGCAGUUUCUGGAAAAAAUGGCCGAUCGAAACUCUGAUUUGUACACAUCUACAGAAAAGGCAAUAUGUGAACAG